Molecule: messenger RNA, 11855 nt
Organism: Toxoplasma gondii ME49
Lineage: Eukaryota; Apicomplexa; Conoidasida; Eucoccidiorida; Sarcocystidae
Product: zinc finger, C3HC4 type (RING finger) domain-containing protein
Exons: 16
Coding region: 1-11682 (3893 amino acids)
Biological process (GO): proteasome-mediated ubiquitin-dependent protein catabolic process
Cellular component (GO): nucleus; cytoplasm; GID complex
Molecular function (GO): ubiquitin-protein transferase activity
Source: RefSeq, a predicted model, not a curated record
AUGCCUCACGCUGAUCGUUCAGUUCCUGGGAGGACGCGUGACGAAGCGGUUGCGGCUUCCUCUGACUCGUCCUUGCCAGGUCUUUCCUUGGCUGCUUCCCUGUUCUCUUCGUCUUUUUUGUCGUCUUCGUCUGGCGACCCUCAAAGCGUUCCUGAGCCUCAGACGGGCGUGUCUUCUUCCCGACUUUCUUCUUCUCUUCCGUCUUCCUCCUUGUCGCUGACGUCUCCGUCCUCUUCCGUAACUUCGCUGCCUUCUUCGUCUUCCUCUUUCCUCUCUUCUUCCUCUUCUUCCUCUUCUUCCUCUCUCCCCUGGUCUGCCUCCCUUCCGUCUCCGUCCUCGGCUCCCGCUUCGUCGCUUCCCUCUUCUCCCCCUUCGUCCCGUGCGUCUUCGUCAGCGUCGGCUGUAGGGUCGGCUACCGCACCAUCUCUUGGAGCGUCUGAUUCGCAGUUCCUCAGUUCGGGGGUCCCACCGUCGUCUUCUUCGGCGCCUUUCUCUCCGUUCUUCUCGCUCUCUUCUGCGUCGAGCUCUUCGUCGGUUGCACCUGGCAGCAGAGACUCGUCCUCGCUCGACGAGACGGCUGAAGAACUGUCUCCACGCCCUGUGUCGCCUGACCCGCGUCCAGUCCUGACUCGUCCAGAGGCCCGUGUGCGGGGCGGGGCUCUUUUCGCGAAAUCCCGCGGAUCUGUGGAGGCAGAUCGAAGCCGGAGCGUGCGUCGCAAGAGAAUGAUCUGUGAGAUUUCCUCGGUCUUGCAUCAGGACCGACACUCCGAUUCGCGCUCCCACCUUCCCGCUCGCCGGGCGCCGGCCUCCGGGGACCAGGCCAGCCGCACGCCGCCUUUCUCGCGCAUGCCUUCCAUGUCUCCGUCUCUCACAGCUCGCCAAGACCGACAGCCCCUGCAUGCGCGAGACGGGACCAAGGCGGAGGAUGACGGGGCCUGGGGAACGACGGGCGUCUCUGCCGAGGCUCGCGAGAAGGCGACUCAGUGCGGACAAGAAGCGAAGUCAGACACUCAGGCGAAGCGCGAGACAGAGGCUCGCAAAACCGGUCAGAAGCCACCAGGAGGAGAACAGGCGCUCUGGAUGCAGCGCGCCGAGGCUCCCAUCACAGUUGUUGGAGCUGGGCGAGAACCAUUCGUCGCCCUGUACGAGGAAGUUACACAAGCAGCCAAACGCCACAGAAAAAGCUGUGACGAACUCACCAGAAACCUCGAUCUCCUACUCGACGUCAUUGUUGAGUCGAAAGAUCAGAUUCGCGCCGCAGCUCUUGCAGCCGAGGCGCGGAAGCAACGAGAAGCCGUUCCGAGCACCGGAGCGACGCAGCCGUCGUUUGCGCCUUCUUCCUCCGUUUCCGUUCUUCUGCCGUCUCACAAUGAAGAGAUCAAGUCUGAUGCCUCUCGCCCUGGUCGCCGGUCCGUGGCCUGUAGCAGCGCAGCAUCGAAUCCUGCAGGAGCCUCCUGUUCUGCUCUCUCGCCUCUUCCUGUCUCGUUCCCUUCUUCUUCACUUAGCUCUCACCAGAAGGACGAGAAGGGUUCGAGGACUCGAGGGCGCUCAGAGCGUAGCGGCGAACUCGCAGACGUUUCCGGGGAAGGAGGGCAGCGGGCCGCGGUAGAAGGGGGAGUGAAGAGCGAGUUGAACGUCGGGGUAGGCGACCGAGGCGCCGGAGAGACGCCACCCGAGGGCAUGAACACAGGAGACCAGAGAGACGAAGCCGCUGCAUCCGAGAAUAGCUUUCGCGCCGGGUGGCGCCCUUCGGUUUCCGGACGCGAUGGGGCGACAGCAGGUUGCGAGUCAUCCAACGUGUCUGGCGAUGCGUCUAGAGAGAAAGACAUUCCUGAAGGUGCUACCGGGCAGCCUGGACGUAUCGAUCCGCGGGCCGACCAGCGCGCAUCUGCAGUCUCUUCCGUUUCUCUUUCUUUGGCGUCAGGGUUUUCGUCUCCCCCAGGGUCACCCUCGCCGCCCUUGCCCUCAGCCUUGGCGUCACCCUUCCUCUCAGGAGCACCGUCGCCUGCCGCAGCGAGCUGUCCAAGUUCAUCUUCACUCCAGAGUGUGUUGCCGAGCUACACUCUUCCAGCUCCUGGGCUUCUUGUCCCUCCGCCGAUGCCGUCCGGCUCCGUUUCUGGGCCUCUCGCCUCCGAUGGAGACGCCGCGUCCGCGUCUGAUGCGGCGCAGCGCGUUCUUCUCUCCGAGCCGGCUGCGCCGUUUGCUGAAGCCUCGCGACCGGGAGAGAACCCUGGAGGCACAGAGUCUCGUGGGUCUUGCGUCUCCGUCACGGAGGUGAUUCGCGGCCUUCAGAAGAAAGUCCAGGCGCUAGAUGUGACGCACACCUUGACGGAAACCUACAAAGAACAACAGCUGACUUUGACCGGCGUGGCGCGAGCGAUCGACCGGCUUAUACCAGGGGACCCUGCCCCCGCAACCCGAGUGCUUCCGCCGCCGCCCGAGCAGCAGCUCUUCUUCGCGCUCCACGCGAGAAACGAGAAAGCCGCUGCGAAACAGGAAGCUUGUCAGCAGACACAGACCGAAGAACAACACACCGGCCCAGCUAGCAACCCAGGGAACGCGGAGUUUGCUGCUUUUCAAGGUCCGCCGACAGGGCCUCAGAUGCAGGCGAGUGGGUCGUCAACAUCCGCAUGUGAAGACGCGGGGGACAAGGGAGAAGACGGAAAAAACGAACCACGAAACGAAGAAGACAGAGGGGGGAGGCGGCGACGGCCAACGCGCGAGUCUAGUGGCGAGGCCUUCGAUGCUGGAGAACGAGACAGACUUGGAGCAACAGAAGACAGGAACCGUGAGCUCUGGGGCAGGACGCAUACAGAGCACACAUCAAUGAGCCAACGCGGAAGACAGCACGCUACGAGUUGCCUUGUCGCUUCCACACAUUUGCCGCCAGUCCGUCGAUCCUCAGUGGAACAGAGAAUAUCUCCGCGCCUUUGUUGCUCCGGCACGCGUUCUACUCUUGCAUGCAAACGAGCGUGGUGUACACGUGGAAGCGGAGCCAGCGUUGCGUCGGCCCUUCCCAGUUUCCUCCGGGGCGAAGGGCUCGGAGUCCGAUUUUGCGUCCGUCGCCACCUCAUGGAAAGCGACGAUCUCCUUCUCGCCAAGCUCCUUGCUCUCCACUUCCUUCACUGCGGCUGGUUCGACAUCUACGCGCAGUUCUGCGCCGAGCAGCAGCAAACCUUUGAGGCGGUUCGUUGUCCAUGUGCGGACUGUUGUGGGUGGUCACGCUUCGCGAGUCUCGCUAGCCAGACAGACGAGAGAAGUCUGCAUGUCUCCUGGGAGGAUUCCUGUGAAUCGAAGGGUGAUGGACAUCUCGAUGACCAAGGAAUGCUCAUGAGCACUUCGAAUGCUGGGGGAGAUCAAGGUCGUCUUAGUGGGCGCCUCGGGCCUGGUGAGGAGCCGAAAAGCCGAAGCGAAAACGAGAAAGCCUCGCCGAAUGGCGAUCUCACGUACGCGUACCCCAACGUUCUCAGCCCUUUCACCUCGGUUGCACUUGGCCCUCUCGGCCCGGAGUCGACUGCCCCUGGGGAACAGACAGUGCGAAACGAGAACGAAACGGAAGCCGACAGCGAGACGGGAAAUGCGUCCUUCUGUGGGCCUAAUUCGCUUCCUCCUGACGUACCACCGAUCUCGGGGGAGACCCGUCUGUCUCCGAGUGAAGGACCCGUUGAACUCUCCUGUCGGCCCGAACGUAGCUCCACCACCUCUUGCGUGCGUUGCUCUGGAGUAUCUUCUUCGGUUUCGUCGCUCCGCGACGCCGACACCCUAGGCGCUCCGGACUCACGAGAUAGACCGGCGCGACCGAAAGGCCUGGGGGACUCUCGCAGGCCAGGGGAGGGCGAGCAGGGAGCGACGGAGCUGCGUGGCGAGGACGCGGCUGAGCGCCGGGACACGAAUAAAGUUGGGGAACCCCAAGAAGCGGCCAUCAGCGCCGGGGCACCCUCUGAAGGGUGGUGGGGUCCACGCCGGUCAACUGGGAAGUCUGGAAGGCUUCAGCUGCUUCCUGGAGAAGUCGAGGCUGCUUAUGUUCAGCUCCACGAGAUUCUCCGCCGCCUGGAGCGGACGCGGGACGACCAGCUGCUUCAGUGGAGACUGAAGUGCGAGGGGAACGAAGAGACACUCCGUGCUCGUCUAGGCGUGGGAUCUCGAAAGAAUGGCAUUGAUUUGGCUCUUCAUUGGCUCGCAAGACAGAAGCGGCGUCACAGACGCAGGCUGGCCACGCUCCAUUUCGAGCUUCAUAAAUUGAAGUUCCUGUCUCUGCUGUCGGCUCCGGCGUCGACGGUCGAAGAGGCGUUGCUCUACUCGCGCAGCCACCUUGCUCCGCUGUGGCGGUACCACAAAGCCGAUGUGUGUCGCCUGAUGGGCUGCGUGGCAUUUUUUGGCCGAAGAUCAACAAGUCGCGAAACUGAACAAAAGGAGCCCCUUGCGUCGUCUCACUCUUCUUCUCCCCUUCAACACGAAGCGCCACCCGCCGCUCAAAGUCCGAGAGAGCGAGCGGAGAGACCUGGGUGCCGCCCCGGCGUGCAUGUCUCUCCGCCUGCAGGUGCUUUCGCUGAAGACCUCGAACAGGCAGGGGCCCUUGACCCAGACGCCGGAGCUCUGAGACCGGCGGCGGACAGCAGCAGGAGCCGCGGCAUUUCUUCGUUUGAUCUCGCGGAUCCGCAGAGACAAAACGGGGAGCGGGAGGCGGUGCGAGGUUCGUUCUUUUCCACAGGCGAAAAUGCCUGCGGUGCAUGCGUCUCGUCUUCUCUGUCUUCCCACACCGCUGAGGACCCGAACGGAGACAUCGCGGAUGCCCUGGAGAGAGGAGAAGCCAAGGCGAUGGGGAUGAAGAAACCACCACGAGACGAAGCGCUCGUCGCCGCAGAGGGCACCCCGUACAAAGACCUGGUGUCCGAGACAGAGUGGGCGCGCGUGUUGAAUCUGUUUCGGCGGGCCUUCUGCGAAAUCGGUCUCCUCCUUCCUGUGUGUAGACAGCCUCCUGCCCCUGGAACUCCAGAGGACGAGCCCCUCUCUGAGGGCCUCAACCACGGCCUAGGGCCGGGAGGACAGUUCCACUCUCCUGAAGACGGAAGGCCUGUGUCUGGAGCGUUGGAGGCAUAUGUCUCGCCAGGUGGACCCAUGCCUGCGCUUGCCCUACCUCCGGCGUCGACGCGCGCCGUCGGUCAGCCGUCGGGCUCGGCUGGUAUUCCAGGUCCGGAGCGCGAAGGCGGUACGAGUGGCCAGGGAAACAGAGGUCCCGCGCUCUCCCGCCGGGGGCCGCUUCAGGAGCUGUGGGAUGUGAUCUCUGGGCGGAGACAGGCCGAGGAGCUGCGGGCUGCUGAGCCGGCGGAGCCGCAUGUGCGGGGUGCAGGAGAGGAUCGUGGUCUAUCAAGAGAGACUGCGGGCGGCUCCGCGCUUGUGUACGACGGCGAAAGAGGCGAAACCGAAGCCGGAGCGAGAGGCGAGACUGCGCCGAGUGCAGCAGAGACAAAUGUGGGUCGAGCCCAAGAAGCGGGGACUCGGGGCGGCGCCGAGGUGGAGCGCAGGACGAGAAUUACGACUUUCUACCGCCCCGAAGAAAGGGAGUUUCGACAGGCAGAAGCUGUGGCAACGGCGGCGCGUGCGGGGAUUCCAGUCGAGUUCCUCCAGCUCCUCCCGCCUGAGCCUCCUCGGCUCGCUCCGACGAUCUCCUGUGUAGGGCGGUGCCUCAGCCCGGUCGCGGAGACAGAGAGGCACGCCGCGCUCGUCGACGCGACCGCGAUCGCGGCGCUCGACUCGGGCUCCUGCGUCGCGGCGGCGAUGGCGGGAGUGGCGGCUCGAGCUGUGGAGUGUGGCGAAGAGGAGCCCUUGCUGUCAGAGGUCCCGCUGUCUCCACCGAAUGUCCGCUCGCUUCAGUAUUUUGCGUCUUUUCAGCGAAAAGCGAGACGAGACCCAUUCGCAAGAUCGUCAGAUGGAUUUGCAGACCUCUUCGCCCAAGAGGAAGACGACGUAGAGGCCCCCAUCGUUCUCGCGCCUUUGGGCGCAUGCAGCCUUCGCGGCCAACGCUUCACGAGGUGCGCCGGAAUUUCCGGCGGGCGAUUUAGGGACAGCUGCGGGAGGGGCGGGCUCUGUGUGGGGCAACAGCUUGUGGCUCUGGGAGACUCUGCCGCGGCUCCUCUAUUGCCUCUGGGCGGACCUUGGAUUGGUUCCACGGCUUCACCUCGCCACAACCGAAGAGGAAGUCUGAGCAGCAACAGCAGCAGCCAGAGCUCAGGGUCUGCAGGAGUCGUGGGCCGACAGGCAGCUCUGGCAGCCGUGUGCAGCCGUACGGUGUUGAGACGCCUCCCGCCUAUCAGCGAUCUUCAACCUGGGUGGAUCCUCCGCAUUCACGCCCUGGGGCGAAGGGCCCCGUCCGCUGGGGGGCGUUGGGCUGUUAUUGGACGGACUCGAAGGUGCGCAGGGGCGAGACCUGGCGAGUCCAGCCAGAGCCUGUGGGAGUCUCUCUCCAGUCUGUGGGGUCGAGUAGACAGAGACGGACACGGGCCCGCGGAAGUCUGUUCCGGACGGCGUCCACUGACGGAGAAACCUCCAGCGGACUCUGGACCGCAGGAGUCUUCUCUUGGUGAUUCACUAGCCUCAGCUUCUUCGCCAGCCGCGGGCAGGCGGCAAGCGACGCAAGAAGACGCGAGCCCCUUUGGACGAAAGCGUGCCACGACCGGAGACCUGGGCAAUAAAAAUCUCCCGCCUUCAGACGGCUCCGACACUCGGGGGGAUUCUGGCGCGGGGGCUGAUUCGGAGGAAGUCGAAGAAUUACGAGAAGCGGAGGACCUCUUUCUCGACGUCCAGCGGCUCAAGCGGAGGCGGCGUCGACAGAUCCUCGAGUCGCUGUGGCUGAACGAGGCCCUCGAGGGCCCGCCAGUCUUCGGUCUUCGCUGGCGCCCGUGCACGAUCUCGCGGAGCCGGCGUCGCGGGCUCCUUGGGCUCUUCCAGGGGAAGGCCCCGGGGAAGCGCUGGGGCGCUGGGCCCUCAGACAGCGACGAGACGGCGAGUCGCGUGCACCGCAGCGACGCUAGCUUCCACUCAACAGUUCUUCGGAGCAGCAGUCGAAGCAGCACGGAGACGAGCGGCGUUUUCAUCUCGGGCCGCGAGGCCGAGGCAGCGGGCGGACGACGUGGAAGUCGCCGGCGCAGAAGGAGACGCAGAACCACCAGUCUGAGUCACCUCGCCUCGACGGCGCCGCCCGCUGAAGGCCUGCCUGAGAACCCCACCAUGGAGGCGUCUAGUGGCCGGUGGGGCCGCCGCGACCGCCCAGGGCGACAGAGUGCCCGGAGCGCCCAUGGCCGAUUCGGGGGCGACAGAGGACCCAUCAAUCCCCUCGCCCUGGAGGCACGAGCGCUGCUGCUGCAGGCGCAAAUGCGAGGCGUGCUCGGGCGCAGCUUGGGCGCAGGAAGCGCGGGGACACCUGCAGGCGCGACCGGAGCCGCGGCGCGCCGGUUGGCCGCCAUGGCCGUCCGUGGCCUUGGAGCCGGAAGGGGCGCAGGAGGGAGUGUGGAGGCGAGAUAUCUGUCUUUGGCGCGGAUCGCCUUUCUCUCUGCUGGACGCUGGCAAGCGUUGCCGACGGCUGAGGCCCUCAGAGGGUGGCGCGAAGAGGAGGCGGGCGUCGCUGGCGAAGAAGAAGACGACAGCGACGAAGACGACGACGAAGUAGAAGACGAUUUGGAAGAAGUGAUGCGUGCGCUGGAUGGAGAGGAUGAACUCGGCGACCCAGAAGAAAACGCCCCCCUCGCUCCCACGGAAGACAGGGCUGCGAGCGCAGCUUCUAUACGCAGAGGAAGCGAGGAGCAUCGCGUCCACGAAUUGAGUCGUCGGGCAUCUGAUCGCCACGCGUCUGCUCCGUUUCUAGGAAGCUCGCGGUGGCAUUCGUCUCCGUAUGGGCGCAGUGGUCGACGACAAGGAGACAGGAGCGGCUUCCUCUCUGUAAGGGGUGAAGAGAGAAGAAGAGAGGAACAGGUGCAGAACAGUCGGGCUGGCGGCCAGCAGCGAGCUAGCCGACACCAGAGAGGACCCGAAAGAGAAGGAGACGCGGGAUCCGCGCCCGCAGGCUCGGGGACAGGAGACCGUUCAAGCGACUCAGCUGACCAGUGUGACAAUCCCUCCGCUGGAGGCGAUGAGGAGACGCGAAGGGGACGAGGAGAAACUCCGACCUCUGUAGCGGGCCUUGUCAUGAUGCUAAUGAGAGAUCGACGGGCGACGGGGACUCGCGGGACAGACCAGCCUCCAACGGCAGCGGCGGAGACAGGCAGGCAGGGACUUGUCGGGGAGGGAGGCGACGAUGGAGGUGCCAGGUGGCGCGGUGGCUCCGGGAGAACCUCCAUGGCGUUAGGCAGUGCGCUUGAAAUGGCGCAGACGAUUGAAGCGGCAGUGUCCCAUUCAGUGGCUGCGGCAAGCGAGCCCGACACCAGCGUACCAGGGUCAGAGGCUCCAGGAGGGCCUUACGCUUCCCAAGGAAAUCCUUCUCUCUCGGCUUUCUCCUCCUCCCUCCCGUCCUCUGUCCCUCCGCCGCCUCCACUUCUCGCGCCUGCAGACACAUCAUCGGGCACCGCCUCAGAGCAGGCCUCGGCAGACGAACCUGUCUCCACACGCGGGACUUCUACGGCGGUCGGGGGCGACAGGGGGCGUGUAGGGGCCUCCAGCGGCUCUGACCUUGUUGCAGCGGCUUCCGCAGCCCAGGCCAGCUCUCAGGACGCGUCUGGACUCGCAGCUUCAUCUUCCGCGGGGUCUGCGACGGGCAGGGGCGGUAUUGAGGGGAGUAGUGGUAUCGAGGAAAGCGGCGCGGCGUCGAUUUCAGGAGAAACUCCCUUCUGUCUCCUUCCGGCUUCAGGCUCCGGGAGAAGUGUCUCCUCGGCCUCGGGCAACCAUCCACUCGGUGCGCCCGUGCUUCUGGCAUCGGGGCUUUCCUCGCGCUCCGGUCACAUAGCUGUCUCGUCAUUCGUCCCACCCCCGCCUCCGCCCCUCCCCGCGGGCCUCGGGGGCAGCUUCCUGGACCCGUUUGGGACUGCGGGGCCAACAGGCCCGGCUGCAAGCGGCGCAGGCGGGGGCUUCUCGUCCCAGACAACCUCGCCGCACCCUACAUCUCCUGGUGGCGGCGGGCUCACGCAAGCUGCGUCGUUUUCUUCGUCUCCCAUUCCGACGCCAACGAGUUCCGCGCAGCCGGCGGGCCCCUCGGGCUCCACGGGCGCAGUCGGAGGGACUGGGGCGACGCCUCCACCGCCUCCUCCGCCACCGCCGCCUCCACCGCCCCCUCCGCCGCCGCCACCUUUGCCCGCAGGGACUGUGAGCACCUCUCGAGCUGGCGGGGCGGUGGGCGGUGCGACGCGAUGGAGACACGUGCCUCUUGGCGGAGACAGUCAGGGGCAGGGGGUAGGGGCUGGCGGCUCAGGGGUCUUUUUUGGCCUACAGCACGAGUCGCAUCAGCAAGGAGGCUCUCGGCCGUCAACGAAUCCGACAGGAGAGGGCUUGCUGGCACCGCCGUGUUCGUUUCUGGCUAGUUCGGCGCCUGCGGCUCUCUUGGGCUCCAGAGCAGGGGCGGUGGGAAGCAGCGCCGCGAGAAGCACAAGCGAGCAGGGAGGGGAGUGGAACGACGGCGAGCGGCAGAGCCGACGACGGCACACGCGCAGUCACCGGCAGCAGACUCAGCGGCUCUCGCUGGGGAGCCACGAAGCCUCGUUGCCUGAAAGAGAUCGUAGAAGAGAAAACUCCACGACCUCGAGACGCCUAGAAGUACCGACAGAGGGUCGAAGCGGCCACCGCAGAAGCUCCAGUGGGCUGCAUCACGAAAGAGAAAGGAGUUUCGGUUGCCAUGAGGGCGGACGAGAAGGUCGGAGACGCAGACACGCCAGAACCGAUAUGAGGAGCCCUGAGGUGUCUCCGAGCACGGCGAGUGUGAGGUCGAGCAGCACGAGUCGGCAGCAGAGCCUGGACAGCGCGUUGGCUAGCCGCGAAGGCUCCGAGACAGAGGACGAGACAAGUGACGACUGUCGGGGGCCUUUGUCUGGAGACGAGGACAUUCGGCGAAUCGGGAUUUUCGGAGGCCGGGGGUGCAGCAUGUGCACUUGCUGCGCCUGCAGAAACUGUGAGUGUCUCCAAAGUGUCUCCGACGCCAGCGGGUGUUUCGCCUGUCGGCUGGUCCUUCCUCCGACCCGGACAAGCAAAGAAGAAGGCCUCUCUGGAGCCGGAGAAGGUCAUCGGUCAGGUGCGCCAAGGUCGACGACCGCAGACGGUUUCGACAGAAACGUACGGUGGCGAAACGACGAUGAGGAAGAAGACAGGGGAGACCACGGAGACGAGAAAGGAUACGCAGAACGACGCUGUUCGAGGAGGAGGCGCAGCAAGAGUAUGGGAGGACGAGCGCGUGGAAGAAGAGGCCAAGCCCCGGAAGGCGAGGAGCGAAACGGAGAGAGGAACGCAGAGAGAAACAGAGAAAGACACGAAGACGGAAACACAGAGAGAAACGAAGAGGAGUCGCAAGACGGAUGUCUCCACGGCGGGGCAGCUCCAAGAAGGCGGCGGCGACGCGUGUAUCGUGGGCGGAAACAAGGUCGGACAGCAGAGAAAAAACUGGAGACACUGGGCCUCCUGGUGAAGAAUCCAAAUUGCGGAGAGGGUUCCGCCGCGCGCAAGAAGGCGCAGAAGAAGGAUGAAUUUGCAGACAACCUCUGCCAGACGUGUGGAGGAAGCAAAACGUGGCGACGGGUCUCCCUCCCUCUCGAAAGUCCUCUCACUGUCCUCUUGUGCGCUGGAAAUAUCGCCCUCCCUCGGCUUAUGCAACUUCUUCAAGUCGUAUCUCAGCAGUCUCCUCAGCUAGCUGCAGAGCCGCCUCCGCCGACUUCUCCAAAUUCUUUGGCUGCUUAUUCUUCUUCUCCGCCUCUCUUUCCGUCUUCGGCAUCUUCGACUGCGGCGUUCUUCGCUCUGCUCCCCAGCCUGUUGUCUUCGAACGGCGGGUCUUCCUCGCUCCUGCCUUUGUCUUUUCUCCCUCAAACCCCUGCAGCACCUCCAGAGUCCAUGUCUCCCCUGUCUCCUGAUGUCUCUUCCUCGGCUGUCUCCGCUUCUCUUUUCUCUCCACGUUUGCCUUGGGUCUUCCCGUCGAGGAGCGCGCGCCACGCCUUUCUUCCUGUGUCCGCUUCGCGCAUUUCUUCUCCGCAGGGGGCCCCUGGGACCUUCUGCGUCUGCUGCAGACGCCUCGAGUGCAUUUGUGACUUCCCCGAGCAUCCUUCUGUCGAUGCGCGAGCGUCGCUCUCCAGAAACCAGCGGAGCGACGUCGCUAUUCCUGGGCACCUCCCGCAGCCUUUCUCCACCCUGCCUACUCUCGCUGCGAUGCUCCACCGAUCGAGAAGAGACGCCUCUGUCGGGGGCUCUGUGGGGGCCUCUCAGGCGGGAGCCGCGCCGGCGGGGGGGCCGCCCUCGCCGCUGCUCAGCGAUGGGGGGAUGCUCGCUCUCGAGUUGGAUCUAGGUCCCGCUUUCCACUUCCACUCGAAUUUCACCUGUGCUGUCAGUCGCGAACAAACCUCUACAAAAAACCCUGCAAUGCUUCUGACUUGCGGCCACACCAUCUGCAGUUCCUGCGUCGAGCGCGUGACAUCUCGCCGCAGCCGUCAGACGCUCCGGUGCCCCAUCUGCCCUACUCACGUGUCUAUUUCUGAGACACGCCAGCUCUGUUUCGACUGAGACGGGCAGAGCGCUUGACGACGAAAAGGAUCUCUUCGGCGACUUUUUUCAAACAAGUCAAGUGGUCUGAAGCGUUCAAAGGGGCGUGUUUUAGUCGGUGGAGAAGCAUGCAUGGACUGACUUUGAGUGCCUUAUUUCCCUAUUCUUGGCAGAAUGGAGGAUUUUUUGCGGAG